AUGGUACGUGCUUAUUACAUGCAAGAUCCGGUCACUAACCAGCGAGAUCCUUGCGAAUUGGAUCCACCUAGGGAAGCCACCGAGGAAGCGUUGAAAAGAUGUGAUGUAUGGACGAUGAAGAUCCCAAUCGAGAAUGACUGGGAGCAAAAGUUAAAUGAAGAAGCGAAGAAAGUCGGACUCAACUACCGCGAUGAAAUCCACGUCAAUAAGGAUAAAAUGCCGAAUUAUGAGGAAAAGAUCAAAAUCUUCUUCGAGGAACACCUCCACGUCGACCCGGAAGUCCGAUUUGUGAAGGGUGGCAGUGGAUAUUUUGACGUUAGAGACAGAGAGGACAAAUGGAUCCGACUGGCGGUCUCCGCAGGGGAUUUCAUCUUCCUACCCGCAGGCAUCUACCAUCGAUUUACGGUGGAUAAUAAUGACUCCAUCAAUGCGAUCCGUCUGUUCAAAGACGAGCCAAUCUGGGAGGCGUUCAAUCGCAGCGACCAUCAAACAGAUGAAAAAACAAUCAGGGCUGAAUAUCUCAACGCCAUCCAAAAAGUU
Molecule: messenger RNA, 540 nt
Organism: Mesorhabditis spiculigera
Lineage: Eukaryota; Metazoa; Nematoda; Chromadorea; Rhabditida; Rhabditidae
Source: the annotation of a GenBank genome assembly